AUGACCAUUCGCCGCAACUUGUUGGGUCGAUUGGCUCUGCCCAAACAAGCCACGUCUUUUGCUCCAGAGGGAACUUGGACCAACAUCGAUCUCGAUGUAACACCCUUAGAGAGACGUACUUGGACUACCCUAUCCAUCCUGGGUUACUGGCUCUCUGAUAUUCUCUCCGCUCAGAGCUGGCAAAUUGGGGCGUCCAUUCUAGCGAUUGGUCUGACAUGGCGUGAAGCUGUGUGGUGUGUCAUUGUUGGGUCAUUGACAAUGGCAUUUGUUAUCGCUUUGAAUGGUGCUCCAGGCGCCUAUUUGCGUGUACCUUUUGCCGUCUGGAUUCGAUCCUCAUUCGGCUAUCAUGGGGCGAAAUUCCCUGUCGUCUGCCGCCUGAUCACAGCCCUGUUUUGGCAUGCCAUUCAGACUUAUACAGGAAGCGUGGCGCUUACCGUCAUGCUGACGGCAAUUUGGCCAAGCUAUUCGAGGCUUCCAAACCAUCUCCCACCCAGUGCUGGUAUCACCAGCCAAGGGCUCCUCAGCCAUUUCCUAUUCUGGUCGAUCCAGUUACCUUUCCUCACGAUACAACCCCACAAACUGAAGUGGUUCUUCGUCUUCAAAGCUGUUAUUACUAUCACAGCCGCUGUUGGUACUACAAUCGCCGUCUGUGUCAUGUCGGGCGGGUCUGGUGAUAUCUGGCAACAGCAACCGUCGGUACAAGGCUCAGCCAAGUCCUGGCUGAUUGUUGCGACCCUGACAUCACAAACAGGAUCGUGGUCGACUGUGGGUACAAACAUCUCAGAUUUUACCCGUUACGUCAAGGUUCCACGAAACAUAUUCUAUCAGGCGAUUUUCUUCCCACUCAUUUGCUUUGUCAUCGCCAUGAUGGGCAUCAUCAGCGCCUCUGCAUCCAAGAUCAUAUACCAGGAAUACAUCUGGGACCCUCUCGCGCUGGCUAGCAAGUGGACAUCGCCGGCAGCGAGAGCAGGAGCCUUUUAUUGUGGUCUGGCUUGGAUGGUGGCACAGAUUGGCGUUAAUGUCUCAGCAAAUGUUAUCUCGGCCUCCAACGAUUUGGCCAGUCUGUUUCCUAAGUACGUCAACAUUCGGAGGGCUGCAAUCAUCUCCACCAUCCUAGGUGGAUGGGCCAUGGUCCCAUGGAAGAUUGUUACAAGCGCUGAGAGCCUUGUCAAUUUCAUGGCAAGCCUCGGUGUCUUUCUUGCUCCUAUAAUAGCUAUUUCCAUAGCUGACUACUGGAUCGUCAAGAAAAGACGUGUUGAGGUAUCUGCGCUGUACAAGCCUCAUGGUCGUUACCAGUAUUUUGCUGGUUGGAACUGGAGGGCUUUCCUCGCCCUUGCUAUCGGGGUCGGUCCUGCUCUGCCCAGCCUUGCGGCAAAUGUCAAUCCCUCUCUAGAUAUUGGAGGUGCAGAGUACAUCGGACACUUGGUGUGGUAUUACGGCUUUCUCAGCUCAUUUCUGGUCUACAUAGUGUCAAGCAAGCUUGCGCCCGCCAGACAGACCUAUGUGCCGGCCCAUGAGGAUGUUAUCGAAGGUAUCAGAAAUGACGCUGAACGAUUCCAAGUUUUUGAAGACAAGACUAGGUAG
Fusarium vanettenii 77-13-4 is the source of this 1584-nucleotide messenger RNA. RefSeq lists its product as uncharacterized. NCBI's taxonomy places the organism in Eukaryota, Fungi, Ascomycota, Sordariomycetes, Hypocreales, Nectriaceae. Gene Ontology annotation, biological process: nucleobase transport; transmembrane transport. Gene Ontology annotation, cellular component: plasma membrane. The transcript has 2 exons. Gene Ontology annotation, molecular function: nucleobase transmembrane transporter activity. The record is from RefSeq and is a predicted model, not a curated record. Bases 1 to 1584 code for a protein of 527 amino acids.